AUCUCUGGCCUGCUCGCCCUCAUCUCGGCAGUUUGACAGCUGAUCAAGUUGAAUUCAGUUUAGUUUGACAUUUGAUACGUCAAUUCACAUUGAACAUUGAAUGUUAAAAGUUGUCCUUGUUUUUCAGAGUUAAUAAAAAUUUAAGUCCAAAUUAACAAAAAUGGCACGAUAUUUCCGAGAAGAAGAUAUUGAUGAAUUUAGGGAAUGUUUCUAUCUCUUUGCACGAAGUGGACAAAUUCGUACUCUGGAUGAAUUGACCAUUAUUAUGAGAUCGUUAGGUCUCAGUCCUACGAUUGCUGAAUUGAACAAAUAUUUAAAAGACAAAGGAGGAAAAAUGUCUUUUGCUGACUUUUUGGAAGUGGUGCACCUUCAGACAAGAGCAGAGGAUCUUCCAAAAGAAGUAAUAGAAGCUUUUCGAGCUGCAGAUACUUCGAGAACUGGAACCAUACCAGCUCGUCAAUUGGCACAUAUGUUGCUUCGCUGGGGAGAACGUCUCAGCAGUAAAGAAGUUGAACAAAUUUUUCGAGAGGCUAAUGUUUCUCUUAAUGGACAUGUUAAAUACGAGGAUUUCGUAAAAAUUGCCUGUGCACCAGUACCUGAUUACUAUUAACAAAGAAAAUAUUUAAAACGGGUUUGGGUAUUUUAUCAUUUAUCUUACGUGACAGGUUUUGAAGAAAGGUACUUAAGCAGUGAUAGGUGAUAAUUAAACAUAAUUAUAAAAAGGAACAUUUAUUCAAUCUAAAACUCAGCGAUUUUUUCAGCUUCGGUACCUUUCUUGCAGAGUGCGUCACAUAUAUUUAUUCCUUACAUUCCAGAGAAAAGAUGUAAAUUUAAUAAUUAUUUAGUGAGGAAAAGGGAGUUUUUUUUAUACUUUUCAUAACUUUUCGGGAAUAUUUGUAGUCAUUUCAAUUAAAUUUUAUACCUUUCUACCGAAUUGUUGACGUUCAUCGAUCAAAAAAAAGUAUUAAACAUUCCUCUGUAAACUGAGUUUACAAAUAUUGUUACAUUUAGUAAAUAAAACAUGUUUUAUUAUAUAAAGAUGGAAUUUUUAAAAAUAA
Molecule: messenger RNA, 1058 nt
Organism: Leptopilina boulardi
Lineage: Eukaryota; Metazoa; Arthropoda; Insecta; Hymenoptera; Figitidae
Product: calmodulin-like protein 4
Exons: 5
Coding region: 161-610 (149 amino acids)
Cellular component (GO): myosin II complex
Molecular function (GO): calcium ion binding
Source: RefSeq, a predicted model, not a curated record